Zymoseptoria tritici IPO323 is the source of this 819-nucleotide messenger RNA. RefSeq lists its product as uncharacterized. The transcript is spliced from 3 exons. Bases 1 to 819 code for a protein of 272 amino acids. The record is from RefSeq and is a predicted model, not a curated record. Lineage: Eukaryota; Fungi; Ascomycota; Dothideomycetes; Mycosphaerellales; Mycosphaerellaceae.
AUGAGGAUGGCUUACGACGACGCUACCGACAUCUCGGAACGGCGAGACGACGAAGAGCAGCCUUUCCUGCACCACCACAAGGGAUCGCCAUACCCGACUGAGCCUUUUCUGGGCAUGAAGCAAGGCCGAGACUGCUGGUGGAGCGUUUCCGGCCUUCGAAGUGGCAUACUGAGACUGAGUGAUAUGCUCGCCUCGCCUUUGUUGACACAUGGUCUCGUCUUUGUCAUGGCCUUCCUAUUUUCGCUAGCGGCGACAUACUUCGUCAUGUUCAAAGCGACGGCACCAUGUUCUACGGAUCUGGCCUCUGGACAUACGCAUCACAACGCCGAGCGUCCUCCCUCAAUUCGACCGCAAUGGCCGACCCCUCCAAUGCACGGCAAUUUCUCGCUGAAGGCAAAACUUACAACUUGCGGACACUCGACGCCAGAGGCGAAGGAGCUUGGUUGUCGAUACGAUAUCCUCAGCAACCACUGGAUUCCUGGCGCUUGCAUGGACGAGGAAGCGGUCGUGGAGUAUCAGGCUGACAAUUCCUGGUAUGGCUUCGCUGAUCCAGCACAUACCAAGCUCUUGACUAUCGAGGAGAUGAGCGAGCAGGACUUCUAUUACACGAACGAGCGUGACCACAUCGUUCACUGUGCCAUGCUAUGGCGCAAGCAAUUCCGCGCAUUCUACGAAGAGCGGCCAAAUAUCGAUGCGCUGAUCGCCAACGUGGAGCACACAUGCACUGUUCUCAAUUUCUCAUCGAUAUGUCAGAAAGAGGGCCAGACUAUCGGAGCAUGCCAAUCAAGACGUUCGUGGGAUACGCGGGCUGCUGGAUGA